CGGUUUGAAGAUGAACAACUGGUUUAGUAAGCUGCAGAAAGCAAAAAAGUCUUGCAUUAUCGACAGAAAUUCAAGAAAAGUGCAUUACGACUUUGAAGACGGCAAGGAAUUGGUGGAGCAAUACGAUUUACUAACAAAUUGCGUCACUCGCAGAGCAUGGAGGACAAACAAUGAAUUGAAAGGCGAGGAUGCCUGGGAUAUUGAAGUUGGGGAUCCGGAGCCUAAAUAUGAUGCGGAACAGAAAUGCAUGAUUCGUGAAAAUUCCACUCAGCCGUUUAUAACGAGGAGAAUUACAAAGAUCAAUCUUGAGUGGAGAAUAAGAAACAUGCCAUAUCCAAUCGACGUGUAUUCAGUAACUAUAGAUAAGGGUUCAUACUCCUUAAUUGUUCGUACUACCAACAAGAAGUAUUACAAGGAAAUAAAUGUACCUGACUUAGAACGACUAGGUAUCGAAAUGAAUCAAGAAAACGUUAACUUUUGCCACAAAUUUAAUACACUGAUAAUUACGUAUAAAAAGCCACAAGGUCUACGAGAAUUUGAGGCUACCUUAUUGGAAGAAAUUAAAAAGAUUCCUGCUAAAAAUUAUGACGAUGAGAUAAACGGCUGCAAGCCAAGUUGAAUUACAGUAACAUACAAACCACCUACAUAGUUCUUGCGUCAAUACAUUAUAACCUAAAUGUAAAGAUGCUACAUCGUUGUACCAUUAUAUUACUUUAUACCAUUAUUAAACUUUGCGUUAAUUUAA
Messenger RNA from Dendroctonus ponderosae (mountain pine beetle), 745 nucleotides. RefSeq names its product protein DPCD-like. The record is from RefSeq and is a predicted model, not a curated record. Bases 11 to 619 code for a protein of 202 amino acids. NCBI's taxonomy places the organism in Eukaryota, Metazoa, Arthropoda, Insecta, Coleoptera, Curculionidae. The transcript is spliced from 3 exons.